AUGGUAUCAAAAUGGGCAGCAAUAGCAGCAAAAUUACCAGGUAGGACAGACAAUGAUAUCAAGAAUCACUGGCACACCAACCUCAGAAAACGCUUGAAACAAAAACUGAUAUCGUCAGAAUCCAAACCAGACACCUCCGAAAGAGGUUCUGAAUGCAAAGUUAACAGUAAACAAGAAUUAGAGCUCCCCAGUGCUCUAUCACUCCAAACUAUGGAAAGCUCACCUUUGUCUCCAGUACCAUCUUUGAGUGAUUUCUCCUCCUCAAGCACUGAUUCUAUGUUUACAACUAGCAUGAAUGGGGAUUUCUGGACAGAAACAUAUGUGGCAUGGAAUUCUUGUGUCCAAGACAAUUCUCAGGAAACUUGGGCUGACCCAGGAUCUCUGUUUCCUCUUUGUCCCUUGUUGCUUGAAGACUACUUCUGUAGGGAUGGAUCCUAUGAAGACAAUUACAUCGAAUGGUUCAACUAA
Macadamia integrifolia is the source of this 468-nucleotide messenger RNA. RefSeq names its product transcription factor MYB15-like. The record is from RefSeq and is a predicted model, not a curated record. The coding region runs from base 1 to 468 and encodes 155 amino acids. NCBI's taxonomy places the organism in Eukaryota, Viridiplantae, Streptophyta, Magnoliopsida, Proteales, Proteaceae. The transcript is spliced from 2 exons.